GUGACAGCCAAGGCUCUGCCACAGCCCCAGGGGAAGCAGUUUGUCUCAGUGACCGCCCAGGUGGGACAGGUGACCCUGGAGAAGGUGCUGCUGCUGUCGCUCCAGAGCGGCCACAUCUUCGUGCAGACUGACAAGCCCAUCUACACCCCCAGCUCCACUGUGCUCUGUCGCCUCUUCGCCGUCAACCACCUGAUGGAACCAGCGGCCAAGACCGUCAUCGUGGAGAUCAAGACUCCUGACAACGUCAUCAUCAAGCAAGUCCCCGUCUCCUCACCCAUGAGAACUGGCAUCUUCUCCCUCAACCACAACCUGCCCGAGGUGGUCAGCCUGGGGAUGUGGACAAUCAUGGCCAAAUUUGAAGACUCACCAGACCAGGUCUUCAGCACCCAGUUUGAAGUCAAGGAGUAUGUGCUCCCCAGCUUCGAGGUGGUCCUGGACCCCGAGGAGAAGUUCCUCUACAUCGACCAGGAGGAGGAUUUCCGGGUGUCCAUCACGGCCAGGUACCUGUACGGGAAGCGCCUGGAGGGAACGGCCUUUGUGCUCUUCGGGGUCCUGGUGGACGACGAGAAGAAGAGCAUCCCCCAGUCCCUGAAGCGCAUCCAGGUGAUAGAUGGGGAUGGGGAGGCCGUCCUGCCCAUGGCCGUGCUGCGCCAGCGCUUCGCCAACCCCCAGGAGCUGGUGGGACAUUCCCUCUAUGUCACUGUCACCGUCCUCACCGAGUCAGGCAGUGACAUGGUGGAGGCCCAGCGCGGUGGCAUCCGCAUCGUGACGUCCCCCUACACCAUCCACUUCACCCACACCCCCAAGUACUUCAAGCCUGGGAUGCCCUUUGACCUGACGGUCUAUGUCACAAACCCUGAUGAGUCCCCAGCUCCUCGUGUCACCGUCCAGGCUGAUGGGUUCCAGGGGUUGGUCUCCACCCAGCGUGAUGGCACAGCCAAGCUGGUCCUCAACAUGCCGGCCAACAAGGACAGUGUCCCCAUCACUCCCUCCAUGGACACUAAAAUCACCAUGGUGGCCAAGUCUUCCAUGGAUGCUAAAACCACAAUGGUGGCCAAGUCCUCUAUAGUGGCCCAGCCCUCCAUGGUGGCCAAGCUCUCCAUGGAAGCCAAGACCUCCACAGAGCCCCAGCCCUCCAUAGAUACUAAAACCACAAUGGUGGCCAAGCCCUCCAUGGAAACCAAGCUCUCCAUGGCAGCCCAGCUCCCUCUAGUGGCCCAGCCCUUCAUGGAUGCUAAAACCACCAUGAUGGCCAAGUCCUUUGUGCCCACCAUGAUGGCCAAGUCCCCCAUGGAUGCUAAAACCACGAUGCUGGUGGUGAAAGGUGCCACAGAAGGUGACAACCGGGUGCAGGAGCCGGGGACACCCAUGAGGUUGCGCAUCGAGGGCGACCACAACGCCCGCGUGGGGCUGGUGGCCGUGGACAAGGGGGUCUUUGUCCUCAACAAGAAGAACAAGCUCACCCAGGCCAAGCUGGUGGUGAAAGGUGCCACAGAAGGUUACAACCGGGUCUCCUGUCCCCAGCCUGCCAAGCGCAAGCGCCGCUCUCUGCAGCUCGUUGAGGACAAGAACAACAAGGGCGAGGAAGAUGACAUCUUCCUGGAUGAAGAGCACAUCAUCUCCCGAACCCUCUUCCCAGAGAGCUGGCUGUGGCAGCUGGAGCUGCUGUCCGAGAAGCCCGAUAAUCGGGGAAUCUCCAAGAAGACUGUCCCUAUCUACCUGAAGGACACCAUCACCACCUGGGAGGUCCUGGGCAUCAGCCUCUCACCCACCAAGGAUCUGUGUGUCCUGCAGGUGCGGGUGGAGCUGAUGCACAACCCGUCCCUCUGCAGCGCCUCCACCUCCAAGCAGCGCUACCAGCAGAUCAUCAAGGUGAAGGGACAAUCCUCCUGGGCUGUCCCCUUUGUCAUUGUCCCCCUCCAGCUGGGGCUGCAGGAUGUGGAGGUGAAGGCAGCUGUCCGGGGCAAGGCUGUGGCUGACGGGGUCAAGAAGAAGCUCAAAGUGGUGCCCGAAGGGAUGAGGUUGGAGAAGACGGUGACGAUCGUGGAGUUGGACCCCAAGACCAAGGGAGUCAAUGGUGUGCAGGAGGAGAAGGUGAGGGCAGCCAACCUCUCUGACAUUGUCCCCAACACCGAGUCGGAGACCAAAGUCAGCAUCCAAGGCAACCCCAUGUCCAUCAUGGUGGAGAAGGCCAUCGAUGGGGAGAAGCUGAAGCACCUGAUCACCACCCCGGCGGGUUGUGGGGAGCAGAACAUGAUCGGGAUGACCCCCACGGUCAUUGCCACCCACUACCUGGACAGCACCCAGCAGUGGGAGAGCUUCGGGGUGGACCAGAGAGCCAAGGCCAUCGAGCUGAUCAAAAAGGGUUACACCCAACAACUCGCCUUCCGGAAGCCCGACAGCUCCUACGCGGCCUUCAACAACCUCCCAUCCAGCACCUGGCUCACAGCCUACGUGGCCAAAGUCUUCGCCAUGGCCAUCAAGCUGGUUGACAUCGAGCCCGAGGUGAUUUGUGGGGCCGUGAAGUGGCUCAUCCUGGAGAAGCAGAAGCCAGAUGGGAUCUUCCAAGAAGAUGCUCCUGUGAUCCAUAAGGAGAUGGUGGGUGGCUACCAUGGUGCAGAGCCCGAGGUGUCCCUCACAGCCUUCGUCCUCGUGGCCCUGCAGGAGGCCCGGGAGGUCUGCAAGGACCACAUCAAUAGCUUGGAUGGGAGCAUCAACAAAGCUGCUGACUACCUGGCCAGGAGGUACCAGUCCCUGGGCAGACCCUACACAGUGGCUUUGUCCUCCUACGCUCUGGCCUUGACCGGCAAACUCAAGAGCGAGAAAGUCCUGAUGAAGUUUUCCAAAGGGGGCAGGAGCUGGGAGGAACGCAACGCCCUGACCUACAACAUCGAGGGCACGUCCUACGCGCUCCUGGCGCUGCUGCAGAUGGAGAAGACGGAGCUGACGGGGCCCGUGGCCCGUUGGCUGGCCCAGCAGAACUACUUCGGUGGGGGCUACGGAUCCACUCAGGUGGGCUACCGACCCUGCCCAGCACCCACGGGUUACACCCAACAACUCGCCUUCCGGAAGCCCGACAGCUCCUACGCGGCCUUCAACAACCUCCCAUCCAGCACCUGGCUCACAGCCUACGUGGCCAAAGUCUUCGCCAUGGCCAUCAAGCUGGUUGACAUCGAGCCCGAGGGUGGCUACCAUGGUGCAGAGCCCGAGGUGUCCCUCACAGCCUUCGUCCUCGUGGCCCUGCAGGAGGCCCGGGAGGUCUGCAAGGACCACAUCAAUAGCUUGGAUGGGAGCAUCAACAAAGCUGCUGACUACCUGGCCAGGAGGUACCAGUCCCUGGGCAGACCCUACACAGUGGCUUUGUCCUCCUACGCUCUGGCCUUGACCGGCAAACUCAAGAGCGAGAAAGUCCUGAUGAAGUUUUCCAAAGGGGGCAGGAGCUGGGAGGAACGCAACGCCCUGACCUACAACAUCGAGGGCACGUCCUACGCGCUCCUGGCGCUGCUGCAGAUGGAGAAGACGGAGCUGACGGGGCCCGUGGCCCGUUGGCUGGCCCAGCAGAACUACUUCGGUGGGGGCUACGGAUCCACUCAGCCCAACUCCCUGGUGGCACCUUCUGCCAAGACCAAGCUGAACGAGGACUUCACGGUGAAGGCCGAGGGGACAGGGAAGGGGACACUGACCGUGGUCACCGUCUACAACGCCAAGGUCCCCGAGAAGGACAACAAGUGUGACAGCUUCGACCUGCAGGUGGACGUGGAGGAGGUGAAGACAGGCAAGGAAGAGGAGGGCGUCAUCCGUUCCAUCAAGAUCAACAUCUGUGCCAAGUCUUUGGAAACAGGGACAUCAGGGAGGGACAUCAGGGAAAAGGAUGGGGACAUCAGGAACAUUGGGGACAUUGGGAAAUCAGGGCCAUCAGGGACACUGGAGACAUCAGGGGCAUGGGAGCAAAAUGGGGACACUGGGGACAUCAAAGAAAAGGAUGGGGACACUGGGGACAAACAGGGCUCGGUGCCACCUUGUCCCAUGGGGGUCUUUGAGAACAGGGACAUCAGGGAUGGGGACGUUGGGUCCCCAAGGGUCGUUGGGAACAGGGACAUUGGGCUGGCAGAGGGGGUGGACAGGUACAUCUCCAAGUUUGAGCUGGACAAAGAGGACUCGGAGCGCAGCAACGUUGUCAUCUACCUCAACAAGAUCUCUCACCAGGCCGAGGAAUGUUUCUCCUUCCGAGCCCACCAGCGGUUCCAGGUGGGGCUGAUCCAACCCGCGUCCGUCACCGUCUACAGCUACUACAAGAUCGACGACCGCUGCACCCGCUUCUACCACCCGGACAGGGAUGGUGGGCAACUCAGCAAGAUCUGCCACGGGGACGUGUGUCGCUGCGCGGAAGGUGACGCGGGGACGUGGGGACAGGGAAGGGGGCCACCCUGGGCGGGGGGUGACCUGGGGAUGUCCCUGUCCCCAGUGUACAAGGUGAAGCUGGUGGCAGUUGAGCAGACCCCGUCCCACGACAACUACAUCAUGAACAUCCUCUCGGUCAUCAAGAUGG
Chaetura pelagica (chimney swift) is the source of this 4549-nucleotide messenger RNA. RefSeq names its product complement component 3 (gene C3). Gene Ontology annotation, cellular component: extracellular region. The transcript is spliced from 37 exons. NCBI's taxonomy places the organism in Eukaryota, Metazoa, Chordata, Aves, Apodiformes, Apodidae. The record is from RefSeq and is a predicted model, not a curated record. Gene Ontology annotation, molecular function: endopeptidase inhibitor activity. The annotation marks the transcript as partial.